Molecule: messenger RNA, 1236 nt
Organism: Symbiodinium necroappetens
Lineage: Eukaryota; Dinophyceae; Suessiales; Symbiodiniaceae
Source: the annotation of a GenBank genome assembly
AUGCGCUUGAAGUUUGCGGGAUGUCUGCGCGUGAUUGUCUACGUGGUUCUCUUCUGGUGGCUCUUCCCAAAUUUCACUGCGCUUCGUGUGUCUCACUGGCCUUGGGAGCUGACGUUGCGAUAUGGAGGCGGUUUCUUGAUGGUCCUGGCAGCUCGCUUUGCAGGAGGAGGGCGCAUGGGUCUGCAAAAAGAGCUUCUGGGUGUGUGGGCUGAUGCCUUGUCCAUCGUUCGAACUGCAGGGGUCGUAUACGACCAGCCUUGGAGGCGUUCUUUUGAACAGAUUGUCAUCAGGAUUCGUUUGAUGAGACACUAUGCCACCUACGGGCCGUUCGGCAUCGUCACAUUUGGCAUGCUUUACAAUCCGCUUGUCGUUGGCGCUGACCUUUGGAGCUUUUUCGCUGGGCGGAGAGAUGAUUUCCAGCCACCGCUCACUUCGGCAGAGUUGCUGACCGUUCUUGUGCACGAGGUCGUCCUUUGCAUGCUCGUGUUUUCCAUAGGAUUGGGACAGAUGGCAUUUACGAAUAGCGUGGUUCAUCGAUACUUUUCUCACAAUUGCUUUCGGACAUCCCGCCUGUGGAACUUUGUGCUGGGAAGUUUUGUUUGCACAAGUGGAAUGACGCCAAUCACCUGGGCCGCCGUUCACCGACGUCAUCAUCGAUUCUGCGACCAGGAGGGUGAUCCGCAUUCGCCAUACCAGAAAGGCUUCCUUUAUGCGGCUAUGUACUGGCUUGCAGACAGAGAGAACUUCGAGAUCCGAUCUGCAUUUGUAACGGAUUGGUUGGCCACGGCUCCUGAGUUGCUAUUUCUCGAGCUGUACGGUGAUCGUGCAGGAGGCCUCCUGAAUAAGGGCAUGUUGAACGUCCUGUUUGCUGGUCUCAGUCCCAUAUGGUUGUCCGCAUCUCCUGUGGGCAGCCAUCCCUUCGCAUUGGCAUACACCUUGGGGCGCAUGGUGGGCGUUAAUCUGGUAUAUGCAUUCAAUGGCAUUGGACAUGGAAUGCAAGCCCCCGAGCCCAGAAGCGACAUCAAAGAUGGGUCGUCUCCAUGCAGGGCCAUUCGGCUAUCCUGGUAUUGGUGGAUCGUAGGAAGUGAAAUCUACCAUGACGAGCAUCAUGAUUGUCCAGCUUACGCUGUCUACGGACCAUGGUACCAGGACUGUUCUUAUUGCAUAUAUGCUGCCAUGGCGAAGUGUGGCCUAGUGUGGGCAGUGAAAACCCCAUGGUCACACCACAUUGCAUAG